UCCCCCCUCCCCUUUCUUACCUUUCCGCUUUCCAUCGACUCCGUUUAGAACUCGGCGUUGUCUUAGACUCUUUUCCUUCACAAUGAGCGCUCCCGGAUACUACAACGGCCCUCCUCCCCCGCCCCAGGCGUACCCUCCCCAGGGCUAUCCGCCUCCGCAGGGUGGUUAUCCUCCCCAGGGAUACCCCCAGCAGCCCUACCCUCCGAUGCAAUACCAGCAACAGCCUCCUCCCCAGCAGAAGGACCGCGGAUGUCUCGGUGCCUGCCUGGCCACG
Messenger RNA from Aspergillus neoniger CBS 115656, 274 nucleotides. RefSeq lists its product as uncharacterized. The transcript has 5 exons. The annotation marks the transcript as partial. Lineage: Eukaryota; Fungi; Ascomycota; Eurotiomycetes; Eurotiales; Aspergillaceae. The record is from RefSeq and is a predicted model, not a curated record.